Striga hermonthica is the source of this 1530-nucleotide messenger RNA. The record is from the annotation of a GenBank genome assembly. NCBI's taxonomy places the organism in Eukaryota, Viridiplantae, Streptophyta, Magnoliopsida, Lamiales, Orobanchaceae.
AUGGAAAAUCACCAUCCUUCCACCAUUUUAUCCAUGGACUCGAGUGCCUCAUCCUCACACGACGAGCUCGACCUCGAGAUGAACCGCCAGGUCAUCCCGACCCGCCCGCCCGAUAUCAACUUACCCCUCUCGGCCGAGCGAAGCCCGCCGCCACCUCAGCAUUGGAAUGGCGAUCACUGUGACAUUCUCGACGUGGGACUAAGCACUCAAGUAUACGAGCCCGAGAGCUUUCUUGCUGCUGUCCCGAAAACGGGUCGCAAAUGUGCGAAACGGGUCGACACCAUAUGGGGCGCCUGGUUUUUCUUCAGCUUCUACUUCAAGCCCGUAAUGAACGAGAAAUCGAAGGCCAAGAUAAUACGGGACGGAAAUGGGGUCUCUGGCUUCGAAAAAUCUGAUCUUCAGCUCGACACUUUCUUGGUUCAGCAUGAUAUGGAGAAUAUGUACAUGUGGGUUUUUAAAGAGAGGCCCGAAAAUGCCCUCGGGAAAAUGCAGCUGAGGAGUUACAUGAACGGGCAUUCGCGCCAGGGGGAAAGGCCUUUCCCUUUCAGUGUCGAUAAGGGUUUUGUUCGUUCGCACAGAAUGCAGAGGAAGCACUACAGAGGACUUUCGAAUCCUCAGUGUGUGCAUGGGAUUGAAGUUGUACCAAACCCGAAUCUUGCGGUUCUUGAUGAGGACGAUCGAAAGAGAUGGACUGAGCUCACGGGUCGAGAAUUGAACUUCACGAUUGCACCCGAAGCUAGUGAUUACGGCACGUGGAGAAAUUUGCCGAACACUGAAUUCGAACUCGAGAGGCCUCCUCCUGUAAAGGGCAUUAUUAAUAAUAAUAAUAAUAGUAAUAAUAAUAAUGGCCACUCGAAAAAACUGCUAAACGGGUCUGUGCUAAAUCUCUCGACUCAGCUUCCCAACAGUCAUGUCAAUGGGGAUGUUGUGAUGGAUUUAUCAUCAUCUCCUGUUGGGAACAAAAGAAAGAAAGAUUUUUUCUCAAACAAUGAUGCAGAGUGUUGUUAUCUGGCAGUCAACGGUCAAGAUCACCAAAUCCCCGAUUUGGAGGCUGUGGGGCCACACGAGUCAAGCUGGCUGAACGAAUUUAACGGGGUUUUGAGAAAUGUGUAUGGGCCCGUCACAGCUGCUAAGACGAUCUAUGAGGAUGAAGAGGGUUAUUUGAUCGUGAUCAGUCUGCCAUUUGUCGAUCUUCAAAAAGUUAAGGUUUCUUGGCGGAACAGUCUCACGCAUGGGAUUAUUAAGGUUUGUUGCACGAGCACAUCUCGCGCUCCGUUUAUCAAGAGGCAUAAAAGGACUUUUAAGCUCACUGAUGGCUCGUCCGAGCACUGCCCGCCUGGGGAUUUUGUUAGGGAAAUCCCGCUUUCGACUCGAAUACCCGAAGAUGUGAAUAUCGAAGCUUAUUACGAUGGGGCCGGAUCGGUGCUCGAGAUAUUGGUGCCUAAAUUGAGGGAAGGGCCGGAAGAAGAACAUGAGGUUCGAGUUUGUUUACGUCCGAAUCAUGGGGGUAAUGAUCUCAUGCUGACUUAA